AAUGAGGUUAUGUCCAAUUUCCAAAGUCUUCGUAAUUUCAGUUCACGUGUUAAGUGAAACAGUUGAUUAAAGGAACGGUUUGUUUUAUUUACCAAAUUACCAGUUGAAAUUCUACUGAUUUUGAAAAUAUUGAUCUGUCGCUUUAUUUACUCUGGAUGUUAUAAUAAACAAUUUUAAAAAUGGCCCUUAAACCUUGUUCGCUCGUUUUGGAAGAUGGAACUGUGUUUUCUGGUUACAAUUUCGGUUCUAGUACAUUACCUGUCGACGGGGAAGUCGUAUUUCAAACCGGUAUUGUGGGCUAUCCUGAAUCUCUAACAGAUCCAUCGUACUAUAAGCAGUUACUGGUCUUGACAUAUCCGCUUAUUGGCAAUUAUGGAGUUCCUGGCGACGAAAAAGAUUCUUAUGGAAUCAAAAGAUGGUUUGAGUCACAUCGUAUAUGGGUCUCGGCUUUAAUUGUUGAUGAAGUAUGUGAUCAACCGAGCCAUUGGCGCAGUGAAAAGUUGCUGAAUGAAUGGCUUGCCGAAAGUGGAGUUCCAGGCAUUUGCGGUGUAGACACACGUGCACUAACAAAACACAUCCGAGAGAGAGGAUCUCUACUGGCAAAAAUUGUUUAUGGUGUAGACAAAGACUUCACCAAUGUAGUCAAUCCGAACAAAAUCAAUUUAGUUAAAGAUGUUUCAAUAUCUGCACCUAAAACACUUAACGAAACUGGAUCGCCCAGGAUUCGAUUUGUCGAUUGCGGUUCAAAAUACAAUCAGUUAAGAUGUUUUCUAAAACGUGGUGCUCGGGUCGACAUUGUGCCAUGGGACCAUCCGUUAAACGAUGGUAACAAUUAUGAUGGACUGUUCAUAAGUAACGGCCCUGGAAAUCCAGAUAUGGCCAACACGACAAUUUUAAACCUGAUUAAAGUAUUAGAAAAGAAAUCCGAUAUCAAACCUAUAUUUGGAAUUUGUCUGGGACAUCAACUCCUGUCUGUAGCUGCUGGAUUUAAAACUUAUAAAAUGAAAUUUGGAAAUCGAGGUCAAAAUCAACCUUGUGUAUUGGGUGAAACCGGUAAAUGUUACAUGACUUCACAGAAUCACGGCUAUGCAGUAAAGCACGUCGAGUCUGAAUGGGAUGUGUUAUUUACAAAUGCUAACGAUAAAACUAAUGAAGGAGUCAUCCAUAAGAAUUUACCAUAUUUCAGUGUUCAAUUCCAUCCAGAAGCUUGUCCUGGCCCUGAAGAUUUGGAAUGUUUAUUCGAUGUCUUCCUGGAAUCUGUCAAGAAUAAUAUGGCAAAACGAGAAUUUAAAUUAAUAGAUCAAAUCUAUACUCAUUUAAAACCCAAAAUACCGAAAUCUCGUGUAGACGUCCAAAAAGUGUUGAUUUUAGGUUCCGGCGGAUUAUCGAUUGGUCAGGCUGGUGAAUUUGAUUAUUCUGGUUCUCAAGCAAUAAAAGCGUUGCGUGAAGAGAACAUCAUUACCGUUCUAAUCAAUCCAAACAUCGCAACAGUACAAACGUCAUUGGGAUUAGCAAACAAAGUGUACUUUUUGCCAUUAGAACUUAAUUUUGUUACUCAAGUAAUUCAGUCCGAACGACCAGAUGGUAUAUUGUUGACUUUCGGUGGUCAGACAGCUUUGAAUUGUGGAAUCGAGUUAAAAAAGUCUGGCAUACUGGAACAAUACAAUGUUAAAGUAUUGGGAACUCCAAUUGAAACUAUAAUAGCAACAGAAGAUCGAAAAGAAUUUUCUGAUAGGGUUGUUGAAAUCGGUGAACGAGUCGCUCCGAGUGCUGUUGUUACGACUUUUGACGAAACCAUGGAAGCUGUUAAACAAUUAGGUUACCCGCUUCUAGCGCGAAGCGCUUUUAGCUUGGGCGGCUUAGGUUCUGGUUUUGCAAAUAAUGAAUCAGAAUUACGCGUGUUAGCCAAACAAUGUUUUACUCAUAGCAGUCAAAUGAUUUUAGAUAAGUCGUUGAAAGGCUGGAAAGAAGUCGAGUAUGAAGUUGUGCGCGAUGCAUAUGACAACUGCAUUACAGUUUGUAACAUGGAAAAUGUAGAUCCAUUAGGUAUACACACAGGCGAAUCGAUUGUCGUUGCUCCUAGUCAGACGCUUUCCAAUGCUGAGUAUAAUAAACUGAGAACAACGGCAAUUAAAGUCGUUCGUCACUUGGGCGUCAUCGGGGAAUGUAAUAUUCAGUAUGCCCUCAGCACCAUAUCUGAUGAGUUUUACAUAAUUGAAGUUAAUGCUCGAUUAUCCCGGAGUUCAGCUUUAGCGAGUAAAGCGACUGGAUAUCCUUUGGCUUAUGUAGCAGCCAAACUGUCAUUAGGCAUAGCGUUACCCGAUAUUGUUAACUCUGUGACAUCGUCUACUACGGCAUGUUUCGAACCUAGUUUAGAUUAUUGUGUAGUCAAAAUGCCUCGUUGGGACCUCAGUAAAUUCAUACGUGCUACUACAAAAAUUGGCAGUUCGAUGAAGAGUGUAGGCGAAGUUAUGUCUGUAGGUCGUAAUUUUGAAGAAGCAUUUCAAAAAGCUUUUAGAAUGGUCGAUGAAAAUUUUGUCGGAUUCGACCCCUACUUAAAGUCUAUAAACGACGACGAAUUAGAACAGCCAACGGAUAAGAGAAUAUUUGUUUUAGCUGCUGCUUUAAAAAAUGGAUAUUCUAUAGAUAAACUAUAUGAAUUAACCAAAAUUGAUCGUUGGUUUUUAUAUAAGAUGCAAAACAUUAUAAAACAUCAGACAUUAUUGGAAUCGUAUAAUUAUCCAAAUUUGCCAUUCGACCAAUUACUAAAAGCAAAGCGUUUAGGAUUUUCUGACAAACAAAUUGCGUCUUGCGUUCAAAGUACUGAGUUAGUAAUUCGAAAACGUCGAGAAGAACAAGGAAUCACUCCAUUUGUAAAACAAAUUGAUACAGUUUCUGCCGAAUAUCCAGCGGAAACUAAUUAUCUUUAUUUAACUUACAACGCAAUUAGCAAUGACUUAGAAUUUCCUACUAACUUAAUUAUGGUCAUUGGAUCGGGUGUAUACCGUAUUGGAAGCUCUGUUGAAUUUGAUUGGUGUGCCGUUGGCUGUCUUCGUGAAUUGAGGAAAUUGAAUAAAAAAACUAUUAUGGUCAAUUGUAAUCCAGAAACUGUCAGUACAGAUUAUGACAUGUGUGACCGAUUGUAUUUUGAGGAAAUUUCGUUUGAAGUGGUAAUGGAUAUUUACAAUUUGGAAAAUCCUGAAGGUGUUAUUUUGUGUAUGGGCGGACAACUGCCAAACAAUAUAGCCAUGGAUUUGCACAGACAGAACGCUCGUAUUCUGGGAACAUCUCCAGAAAAUGUAGAUGGCGCAGAAAAUCGUUUCAAAUUCUCGAGAAUGUUGGACAGAAUUAAAAUAUUGCAACCGAGAUGGAAAGAACUUACUGAUCUCAAGUGUGCUAUAGAAUUUUGCCGAGAAGUCGGAUACCCUUGUCUGGUCAGACCGUCUUAUGUUUUGAGUGGAGCCGCAAUGAACGUAGCACAUAAUGACGGCGAUUUAGAAGCAUAUUUGAAAUCCGCUAGUGAAGUUUCAAGAGAACAUCCCGUGGUUAUUUCAAAAUUCCUUGAAGACGCCAAAGAAAUAGACGUGGACGCCGUAGCUAAAGACGGACAAAUACUCUGUAUGGCUGUCAGUGAACAUGUUGAAAAUGCCGGAGUACAUUCGGGAGACGCCACUCUUGUGACACCGCCGCAAGAUAUUAACGAUGAAACGUUGGAGAAAAUAAAAUGUAUUUGUCGAGAUAUUGCUUCAUCGUUGAACGUAAAUGGACCAUUGAACAUGCAGCUUAUUGCCAAAAAUAACGAAUUGAAAGUAAUAGAAUGUAACGUACGAGUGUCCCGAUCUUUUCCAUUUGUCUCGAAAACUUUAGGCCAUGAUUUUGUCGCGAUGGCUACUCAAGUGAUCAUAGGAGAAGAAGUAGAACCGGUCGACGUAUUGUCCGGCAUCGAUAGAAGAGUUGGUGUUAAAGUGCCUGUGUUUUCAUUUUCUCGUAUUGCCGGAGCUGAUGUUAUGUUGGGCGUAGAAAUGGCCUCGACUGGUGAAGUGGCAUGUUUUGGCGAGAAUCGUUAUGAAGCAUACUUGAAAGCAAUGAUAAGCUCUGGCAUGCAAUUGCCACAACCAGGGGCCAAAAUUUUUCUGUCUAUCGGAAAGAUUAAGCACAAAGAAGAAUUGCUCAACAGCGUAAAAGCACUACAAGCAAUGGGCUACAAACUGUACGGGAGCAGCGGAACGGCCGAUUACUACAACUACAAUACUAAAGAAAUUUCCGUAACUCCGUGCGACUGGAGAUUUGACAAUAUUGGCGUCAACACGACACGUGGUGAUCUACUUAGUUUGGCCGAGUAUAUAAGUAACAAAAAUUUUGAUUUUGUCAUUAACGCUCCGAUGAUGGUGAGCGGAGCGAACAGAGUAGCUUCGUUUUUAACGCCUGGUUAUCGUAUGCGAAGAAUGGCAAUUGAACAUUCCAUUCCAUUGGUGACUGACGUCAAAUGCGCCAAACUCCUUAUAGAAGCAAUGGUCGGAAUAGGUUGCAACCCGUCGUUAAAAACCCAUAUAGAUUGUAUUUCGUCUCAGAGAUUGUUGAAGUUACCCGGUUUAAUCGACAUGCAUGUGCACGCACGUGAGCCUGGAGCAAACCAUAAGGAAGAUUUUGCGUCUUGUACGGCUGCGGCGCUAGCCGGUGGUAUUACGUUAAUUGCAGCCAUGCCCAACACUAACCCUUCUAUAAUUGAUCAAAAAUCCUACGAGUUGGCAAAAAAAUGUGCUAAAGCUGGCGCUAGGUGUGAUUAUGUUCUGUACGCGGGAGCAUCCAAUACAAAUAGUUUCGAAAUCGCACAAAAUGCCAAUCAAUUUGCGGGACUCAAGAUGUACCUCAAUGAAACAUUUAGCACGUUGCGCCUGCAAAAUGUGUCUUCGUGGGUGUCGCAUUUUGAAAGUUGGCCAAAACACAUGCCAUUGGUUGUGCACGCCGAAGAUCAGACUUGUGCCGCCAUUCUUAUGUUGGCUUCGUUGUAUAAUCGCUCAGUUCAUGUAUGCCACGUAGCACGCAAAUCAGAAAUACUUCUCAUUAAAGCGGCCAAAGAAAAAGGCAUAAUGGUGACGUGCGAAGUAGCUCCUCAUCAUUUGUUUUUAUGCGACGAAGAUAUUGUUUCGUUAGGUCCUAAUAAAUCUCAAGUCAGACCAAUAAUUUGUACCAAAGAGGAUCAGCAAGCUCUUUGGGAUAAUUUAGCAUACAUCGAUUGUAUUGCCACAGACCAUGCACCACACACUUUAGAAGAGAAAUUAAGCGACAAAGCACCACCCGGUUUCCCAGGUCUCGAGACUGUAGUGCCUCUGUUAUUGAAUGCAGUUAAAGAAGGGCGCUUGACCAUUGAAGACAUUGUGGAAAAAAUGUACACUAAUCCCAUGAAAAUUCUUGGUUUAACGCCUCAACCAGACACUUACAUUGAAGUGGAUAUGGACACCGAAUGGACCAUUCCGUCUUCGACGGCUUAUUCAAAAGCCAAAUGGACUCCUUUUGCCGGAUUUCGUGUUUGCGGUUCAAUACAUAGAGUUGUUUUACGCGGACAAGUAGUAUGCAUCGAAGGCAAAGUAUUAGCUGAACAAGGUUUUGGUUGUGAUCUACGGGACCCGACCUUAUCUCGAAAAGUCCUCACAGACGCCGGCUCACAAGUGAACAUAAAUAUGAAAACUCCAAUGCCUAUAAAGAACACUGACGUGCACGCUUUGUUUAACAACGUUUUGUCUGAAAUCAGAGAAAAAGUAGUACAAGAAAUUGAAAGUGUAACUGGCGUUAAGUCGGACAUCAUAAGACAGCGCAAUUUAUCGGGCAGCGAGUCCAAGGAUAUGAGUUUGUUAACUAUAAACACAGCCGGGUUGAACAAACGGUCAAAAGAGACUACAAAUGAUGUAGGGCUCAACUUGCUGACGCCUAUACCUACACACGGAUUAGCUCACAAUCACAUUUUGUCUGUCGACAUGUUCUCCAAAGAUCACUUGAACGAAAUAUUUAAUUUGGCACAGACAUUGAGAGUUUACGUCAUUAAGGGACGAUCUCUUGACAAUAUACUCAAAGGUAAAGUCAUGGCUUUGAUAUUCUACGAAGUGAGUACGAGGACCAGUUGUAGUUUUUCAGUGGCCAUGCAAAGACUGGGUGGCCGAGUUGUACACGUCGACGAAACUAGUAGUUCUGUGAAGAAAGGAGAAACGCUGGAAGAUACCGUGGAAGUCAUGAGCGGUUAUGUAGAUGUAGUUGUCAUGCGUCACCCUCAGCCUGGCGCAGUUAGAAAUGCAGCUCGACAUUGCCGCAAGCCCAUGAUCAAUGCUGGAGACGGAACCGGAGAACACCCGACUCAAGCUCUUUUGGAUAUAUUCACAAUAAGAGAAGAAAUCGGUACUGUUAACGGCCUUACCAUCACAUUAGUCGGUGAUCUGAAAAACGGUCGAACUGUGCAUUCGCUUGCGAGAUUAUUAACACUGUACAAAGUGAAUCUUCGCUAUGUCAGUCCCACCAACUUGAGUAUGCCGACAUCAGUACGUCAGUUUGUCGCGUCUCGUGGCAUUCCUCAAGAAUCUUUCUCGUCCCUAGAAGCGGCGCUACCCGAGACAGAUGUGUUGUACAUGACGCGUAUUCAACGUGAACGGUUCCCAGACGAGAAUACCUACCAACAAGCGUGCGGCCGUUUCGUCGUCACACCGGAAAUUAUGAUCAAGGCUAAACGUAAGAUGAUCGUCAUGCACCCGUUGCCCAGAGUGUUUGAAAUCAGCCCGGAAUUCGAUUCUGAUCCCAGAGCAGCAUACUUCCGACAAGCCGAGUAUGGAAUGUACGUGAGGAUGGCUCUUAUAGCGAUGAUACUCGGCAAAUGUUAAGUUAUCAUACUCUGAUAAAUCGAUCAAAUUUGUGAUAAAAUUUAUUUUGAAAAACAAGUACCUUUUUAGUUAACUAUUAUAUUAUGGUUCAUUUUAUAUUAUGAUAUAAUUUAUAUCUUUUUUUUUUUCAUUUUUUUAGUUGACUAUUUUAAAACAAAUUUAUUUGACACAUAUUUAUAGUUGAAUUAAGUACCAUUCGAAAACAUUCGUGUAUUCAUAUCUCUUUAUAUGUUG
Molecule: messenger RNA, 7100 nt
Organism: Adelges cooleyi (spruce gall adelgid)
Lineage: Eukaryota; Metazoa; Arthropoda; Insecta; Hemiptera; Adelgidae
Gene: rudimentary
Product: CAD protein
Exons: 25
Coding region: 180-6866 (2228 amino acids)
Biological process (GO): L-arginine biosynthetic process; 'de novo' pyrimidine nucleobase biosynthetic process; L-glutamine metabolic process
Cellular component (GO): carbamoyl-phosphate synthase complex; cytoplasm
Molecular function (GO): aspartate carbamoyltransferase activity; amino acid binding; metal ion binding
Source: RefSeq, a predicted model, not a curated record